GUAAAGGAUCAUACUUCAAACAUAAUAAUCACUCACAAGUAAUAAUAAUCUGAAGAUGUCCUCCUCUGGAACGAUUGAUAGUUUCAAUCAAGUUCUCACCAAAGAACCACCAACACCAGCUGAAUUUGCCUCGACAUUUCCUCUUCAUCAAGAUGUAAUGUCAGGACAAAAGUGCUCCGCUUACACCGACACAAUGGGAACUUGCACAAUCUGUUCCAUAUUCGCCCCACACAGUCAAUUAUUCAUUUGUCGUCACGAAGGCUGCAAAUAUGCGCUCAAACAAAGUUCUUCAAUUAUGACGCCGGCAAUGUUCUAUCGAAAAGAGAAAGUUAUUUGUGGAAAGUGUGCUUUUGUCGGACCACACAAAAUGCACAAAGAUUUCGUGUCAAAAGCGCAAAAACUGGCGUUUAAAAUCGCUUCACAAGAGAUUGGAGUCAGAUUGCAAAUGGAAUUCGAUGUUCUAUCCGAACUACAUGAAGAUAAUCCUGUUGAUUAUGCCAUUAUUCUUUCUGGUCACGAAAAAUUGGAAAAAAUUGAUGUGAUUAAAUACUUGUCACAGUCAAAAACGAUUGUGGAAUGGAAUUUGCGUCAACGGCAACUCAACGAGGCUAUCCAAUUUAUUAAAUUUAAUCGUAUUGAAGGCUACCAUCGCGUCAAAGAGCUGGCUAACAAGAUGCUUGAUGCAUUUUAUGAUGCUAAUGCGACAAUUGAGAGAGACUCAGAAAAUGGUUCUCCGCAGAGCGAUGAUGAUCACUUAUCAGAUGUUUCGCAUGAAUGUCAAGGAUCUUCUCGGUCGUCUAUUUCAUCAAAAAAAUCCAGUAUUCAUUCUACAUCAACUACUGGCACAGUUAUCCUGAAUCAGAAUCCAGACAACGCCCUUUCAUGCAGCGAAGUCUCCGGAGGCGAUGAAUUGAAAAAUAAGAGCAGCACUAAUGAAGGUUACACCGAGAGCAUGACCGAAACUGUUAUCACCAUAUCACGCCGUUUUGAAAUGUGUAUUCGUCGGGAAUCACCAGAGGAUGCAGUUUCUCGUAUUGCAGAUUAUCUUGAUGAUAGAAUCGAAUCUAACGAUCAAAAAAAGGCAAUUGCCGAGUACAUGGAGAGAAAUUACUCGAUCAAGUGGCCGCGCCAGUUUCAAUGAAUUCAAUUUUACCGAACAAAUGAGCACAUAUUAAGGAAAUUCUUACAUUCUACGCCGAAUUCUACUAUAACAUACUUCUUUUAUUUCUCACCUUUUUCAAUGCCAAAACGAAAAUUUUUUUCGCAUGUUUCAACUCGUUCAAAAUCAAAAAUUUGAAAAUAAACUAUUAGAGCCUG
This is a messenger RNA of Caenorhabditis elegans, 1317 nucleotides long. RefSeq lists its product as uncharacterized. The transcript has 8 exons. NCBI's taxonomy places the organism in Eukaryota, Metazoa, Nematoda, Chromadorea, Rhabditida, Rhabditidae. The coding region runs from base 158 to 1141 and encodes 327 amino acids. The record is from RefSeq and is marked reviewed.